Molecule: messenger RNA, 1572 nt
Organism: Micropterus dolomieu (smallmouth bass)
Lineage: Eukaryota; Metazoa; Chordata; Actinopteri; Centrarchiformes; Centrarchidae
Product: KATNB1-like protein 1
Exons: 10
Coding region: 309-1226 (305 amino acids)
Cellular component (GO): nucleolus
Molecular function (GO): microtubule binding
Source: RefSeq, a predicted model, not a curated record
GAUUCGGGACCUCGCUAGCACGGGGUAAUGCUGUGAUCAGUUGUUUGAUGAGAGGCGAAGGAUUCUUCAGGUGCAAUGUUUGAAUCCUUCGAGUGGACCGUGGAAGGCGGAUGGCGUUUAAGCUGGACUCACCCGCUUCCCGCCCGACUUUAGGACUGUAGAAAGAAGGGCCUCAAGCGUGGAGACGGAGGAGAGAAUUCGGCUUCUGGUGCUGGGUCUGCUGAGAUGAACAUAGAAGAUUUCGCGAAUCUGUCCGAAUAAUUCAUCGAUGGGGAUAGCUAUGUGCCAACACUUCUCAAAGAAGUCUAAUGGACUCCAACAGUGAAGACGGAGAGUACCAAAAUGCUCAAUAUGCCUUCCAGCAGGAUGCAGCCCAUUGCAGGGUGACAUAUCCUUACAGGAGAAACACAAACGAGAUGGAUUAUAAUAAAAAUGAGGAGUUCAACAAGAAGAGGUAUCCAGUGAGUCGCUCUGGCAACAACCCAGGCAGAGUGAAGCGGAUUGUGUCAUGUAAGAGGAAGACCCAUCAUCUGACGGUGGCUCGGAGGAAGCAGAUCGGGACCGGGAGGGCUUAUGAUGCUGCAAACAAGGAGAAUGAGAUGAACUGCAUGCAAGACAUGCAACAGGAGCUAUGUGACAUGGACCCUUGGGAGUUCCCACUAAAUGUCAGUUAUAAUCACAAGACUGGUAGAACAGGUUCUGAGCAAGCUGACUACUGUACACUCACUGAGCUCACUGGGGAUCAUGGCACAAUGACUGAUGUGCUCUUCGGAAGACAUCUGAGACUGAAAGUGUCUCUAACAUUGUGGCAGAGAAAUGUCGGAGAGCUGUUGACAUACUUUCUGAGAAUCCAAGACGUUGGUGUGUUUGUUGACUUUCUCCCACUGAUAAGCAAAAGCAUUGAUGAGGAUUCCCCCAGGAUCACCAUUGGCUGUUGUGUUGACAUCUUUCCAUUAGUUAAGAAAGUCCUCACCACUCCAUAUGAAGAGUACCUGAUUGUUGGUUUAAAGUGGAUAAAUUCAGUUUUGAAAAACUGGUGGGAGGAACUAAGAGCAAGUGGCUAUAGUGGAUCAACUAAACCUCUGUUGGAUAAUUACAGAAAUUUCCAGGCCUUUAAUCAGCAGUUAUUGGGGUUGUGGUAUCAGGAACCGUUACUGAAAUCUGUCCCUGGAACUGCUGGAGACAUGGCAAAGGUCAUUGAUUCUUUCCUGUCUCAACUUACCUGACGGCAAUGAAGAGCUAGAUAACAAAUCAUUCUCUGGGAGCAGACCCACAAAAAUUACUAGAAUCCUUAGUAGUAUCAUAAGAUGAGGUGAUGUCUGUAGAGCUUGAUGUAUUUAUUGGCUUGCAGAGCAACUUGAACAGAAGUACUGAGAAUUUGCAAUAUAAAGUAAUUCAAUUAUGUACCAAAUUUGAUGUGAUUGUUCUGUCAUUGUGCAUUUUUAGUUUUAUCACAGAAACUCCAAGGCUUUUGUGAAUUUAAGAAUGAAUGUUAGCAUUUUGUUUCAUUGAUAUGUUGUAUCUUUAAUUGCCCCAUUGAUGAUGAAUAAAGUUUGUUUAAUUAUUUUUUUA